CUGGAUGGGGUACCCAUGAGCUUCGGUGCGGAGCCGCCCGCCCAGACCCCGGAGCGGCUGGACAUGGCCGCAUACUGCGACGGCUCGGGUGUCUGCCCGGCCCCGCACAGCCAGGCCCGGGCCGCCGCGCACCCCGCGGGCUACGCGCGCAGUGAUGUGGGCGCGGCGGAAGCCGGCCCGCGCCUGUGGCUGAACGCGCCCGCUCUCAGCCCCGCGCCCUACGCGCCGGGCCCCGGGCCUGCGCCGCCCUACGCGGCCCCCGGCUACGGGGCCCCGGGCCCGCUCCUCGGCGGCCCGGGCGGCCUGGCGGGCGCCGACCUCGCGUGGCUGAGCCUCUCGGGCCAGCAGGAGCUGCUGAGGCUGGUGCGGCCGCCCUACUCGUACUCGGCGCUCAUCGCCAUGGCCCUCCGGAGCGCGCCGCUGCGAAAGCUGACGCUCAGCCAGAUCUACCAGUACGUGGCUGGCAACUUCCCCUUCUACCAGCGCAGCACGGCGGGAUGGCAGAACUCCAUCCGCCACAACCUGUCGCUCAACGACUGCUUCAAGAAGGUACCCCGCGACGAGGACGACCCAGGUAAAGGCAAUUACUGGACCUUGGACCCAAACUGCGAGAAGAUGUUCGACAAUGGGAACUUCCGAAGGAAGAGGAAGAGGAGAGGGGAGGCGAGCGCGGCCGCCCCCUCGGGAGCCCGGAGCCCGGGAGGAGCCAAGGCGCCUGAGCUGGAGCCCCUGGGCGCUGCCUCCCCGGACCUGCAGGCCUCGCCGUCCCCUCCCGCACCCGAGGCUGCCGCCUGCUUCUCCGGUUUCGCCUCGGCCAUGGGCGCCCUGUCAGGCGGUCUUGGUACCUUCCCCCGGGGCCUGGCAGGCGACUUUUCUUUCGGGAGACCGACGGUGGUCACCGCCCACGGCUCCCAGGCCCCCGGCCCCGCGCCCGGCUUUGCCGCUGGCCAUCAGACGGCGGCCACCGGCUUCCGCGUCGGUCACUUGGUCUACAGUCGGGAAGGGACCGAAGUUUGAAGAGAGGCCAAGGAUUGUCCCGAGAGUGCCCUGUCCAGAGACACUGAGGUCAAGCCCGGAUUCCCGCCUGGCCUGGUGACAGCCCCGCGUGUUCGUGCCGCGGCGGUCAGUGCGGCGGAGGGAGCACAGAGCCGGGGACGGGGCCGCAGGGAACUGAGCUGAGCGUCGCCUCGGCCUCCCAGGUGGUCCGCGUGUCGUGCGCGCCUUACCCAGGCAACUAUUAGCUGGAGAGAGUGGGCGUUCCCUGCUCCACCUGUCUUUCCAGUUCUCCUGGACCUGAACCCAGGCUCUCCCGGGGAUCUGCCUUAAAGAGGCGACGGGCUGGCGCUCAGCCCCGGCCUUUUCGACGGGAGCCUGGCCCACCCAAAAGAGCCUUCUUCGUGCUAGUGGGAGGGCGGCCCGGGGCCCCUCUGUGGCAGAUUUCCUUCUCUGGCGGCGCAGGGCCUUCCCCUGGUGCUCCAAGGAGGCUCGUGGGGGUUCAGGAGAAGCCCCAGUGGCGCCAGGUGGCUUCCCUCAUCCUCACUGGGAGUGUGCAUCAAGGGGGAACUGGUACUGUUGGGACUGGGACGCAAGUAAGAGAGACUUUCUAAUGGCUGGAGCUGUCUGUGAUGGAAGGGAGGAGGGCUGCCUGGCGGAGAGCGGCCAGGCAUCGGGGGAUGCCAGUUCUUUCCCCUGUCACUCAGCGUCCUGGCCUCAUUGACCCUGUCCUAGGCGCCUCCGGGACCACAGGAGCAGUGCCUAGCACCAGAGAGCCGCAGGAUGGGUUCAAGUUUGCUCUCUCCCACCCCCACACUCACGCUCGCUCUCUCUCCCCUCCCGCCCCUCAUUCCCGAUUUGGGCCCGAGCUGCCUCCUGCAGGCAGAGCUGAGCAGCCGCCUCCUGUGUGAAUUUAAGCCUCCUCCUCCCAAUCUGUAUUUACCAACAAGGUUAUCUUUGGAGCCGACGGCCAUUGGGAGGAGAAAUUUUGGCCUCGACACCUCCCCGAGUUUCAGGCGGCCUAGAGCCCCGGGGUCAUUUCGGAGCCUCCUGGAGCUGCGGGCCUUUGGCGGGCGCUCCACCUUCCCUGCGCUCGGGGCAAGCGAGAGAGGCGCCUUCGCCGGAGGAGAGCAGGGGGAGGACGCGUAACUCCGAGUAGGGCAGCGGAUUUAGCGAGCCCGAGCCGGAGCCCCAGCCCCAGCCUCCAACGGGCCGCGCGGGUUUUCCGUGGGUAACUCCCAAUCCGACUGUUGGGCUCAGCGCAGCCGCUGGUGCUGGAAGGGAGCGCCGCGCUUGAGCUGAGCCGGCAGUGGUCCUGAUGAACAGCGGUGCGUGCGUGUGUGUCUGUGUCUGUGUGUGUGUGUGUGUGUGAGAGAGAGAGAGAGAGAGAGAGAGAGAGAGAGACGAAAGAGAGAGAGAGGAGAUUGGAGGCAUAGACAGAACAAGCCAAGAGUUGGGGUGAAUUUGGACCUUGGGUGCACCCUGGCACCCUCCAUGGUGGCAGCCAGAAAGUUGCUAACUCCACCGCAUGGCAAAGCAGUGUGCUAGUUCUGUUUGUGAUAUCAUUGUGCUCAGCCGAACUUACAACCAACCCAAAAUCUCUUUUGGGCAAAUACUCCCCAAAUGUAAUAUAAUUAAAGAAGGCUAGAAAAGAAAAGGAAAAUCCUUACACUAUAAAUAGAAGAAUUUUAUCUCCAGCCUAUUUUAAUAAACUAAAACGCUAAAA
This is a messenger RNA of Diceros bicornis minor, 2719 nucleotides long. RefSeq names its product forkhead box I2 (gene FOXI2). The transcript has 2 exons. The coding region runs from base 16 to 1017 and encodes 333 amino acids. The record is from RefSeq and is a predicted model, not a curated record. Lineage: Eukaryota; Metazoa; Chordata; Mammalia; Perissodactyla; Rhinocerotidae. Gene Ontology annotation, molecular function: RNA polymerase II cis-regulatory region sequence-specific DNA binding; DNA-binding transcription factor activity, RNA polymerase II-specific. Gene Ontology annotation, biological process: anatomical structure morphogenesis; regulation of transcription by RNA polymerase II; cell differentiation.